AUGUCCUCAUCUCCGCCAGUGGCACCGCCACCCCGUCUCACGCCCCAAUUCUGCUUCAAUCAGACGGCACUGCGAGAUUUCUUACGCAUAUCUCGAUCCGCCAUCGACGACACCAUCACCCAAAACCUCAACGCUUUGGUCACGCCGAGCGCAAACCCUUUUGAUUCCUCAUCGACGACGAUGACGACGAUGGGCCGGCAUCAACGACCUAUGGGCCGGCGAGCAAUGAUAGACUCGACCACAUGUCAAACCUUUCAGGACCGGGUGCUUUUUCCUUCCUGGCAAAGUCGAUCCGAUGUGCUCAAUUAUUGUGCGGGCGUGGCAACUUCGCCUGAUCCGGACGACCCCGACCACAUGCUGAGAGAAACGGAAGAUGCUCGGGCUCGCGAACGCAUUGUCGAUGAGAGACUGGACCCGUAUAGUGCACGCUACUUUCCCCGGGACACAAGGACCGAGUCACUCGCUGGUCUGGUUCGCAACGAGAGAAUGGUGGAAACGAUCAUCCGGAGCAGGACGUGGAAUCUGGUUGGCGAGCGAUGUGAAAACGAGACAGCUGAUGCUGACAAGGCGCUGGAUGACUGGAGAAGAAGAAUGGGCACCUCACCCGACAAAAGUCCAUGAAUGAUCUAUCAUAAUGCCCCGAUACCACCCAAAAUUGUGCGAUGCAUCUUAUAAAAAAGCACGCCGCCAUCGUCCCACCGUUGCCGCACGGAGCCUGUCAAGGAAAAGCACAAAUCAACCUCAUAGUUUGACUCUCCGCCGAGUCCCCAUCCGUCCACUUCACCUCCUCAAAGCCAGCAUUUUUCAGACUCUUCUCCCAGAACUUCUCAUCAGCCAACGCGUGUACUCUUCCAUCAUCAAAUAGCCACCAACCUUCCAAUAAGCCAUACACGAGAUCAAACCAAUACAACGAUCUGGUAAACUCCACCAAGCAAAAUACCCCAUCCUCCAUCAACAAAUCUUUGAUGUUUGCACAUGAACGGCUGGCAUGUGGUGUAGCAUGAAUGCAGUUCGUUGCAAUAACCACGUCGAAUGUCCCCGAAAGAGAUGGAGGACAGGGAUUGUUGCAGUCCAGGGUGCCGAAAUGCAUGUUUGCUGCCACAGUCGACGGAAGACUGCGGAACUUGCGUUUCGCAGCCGAAACCAAUGCACCUGAAAUAUCUGUAAAGUGAUACUCAAAGUCGACAUUCAAAGACUGGAGAUGCUCUACAAGAUAGAGUGCUGUUCCUCCGGUCCCAGCUCCGACUUCGAGGACUCGGAAUGGUCGAGCUUUGCUCCCGCUCUCAGAGUCCGUGAAGGCCGAGACUUUUUUCUGUAGAUAAUCUCCGAGGAGGCGCGUGGUGGCCAGGCACAUCGGAGCGCUCUCGUACACGUCUGAGAGGGUCUGUUUGGCUGUUGGAUCCGCGAAAAGAAGACGAAGUGGGUCACAAGAUCCUGUGAGGCAGGUAGCGAGACGGGAAGCUGUGACGUGCAAAAGCUUGGUCUCUGAGGCGUGUUGGGGAUGGCGGUCGAGCAUUGCGGCGUAGAGUUCUGCGGACGGUCUGCCUGAGAGAGGUGUUGAUGUUCGGAAAUGGCUGUUGUUUCGAGUUUCGAGCAGUCGAGCAUCCGCGAGGAUCACAUGCAUACGUUCCAGCAAGUGUUGGUGCUUAGAUUCGACCUUCAUGGUCGAAAGUCUUUCCCCAGCAGAAAGGUCCCGCAGGUUGCAGCCAAGCUGUUCGAAUGCCUCAAUAACAUAUGCAACCACAAGCUCGCUCUGAUCGGGAUACACUUUGGACCAGAAGCCUACGAAACCAGUGUCGUUGGCAUAGUAAUCGAACGAUAGCUUCACACUUUCGAAUGCUCGAGAUGCAGUGACCACAUCUGGCUUGGCCAACUCGAUGGUGGACAGCAUGUGGACCGAAUCUGACCUGUUCCAAGGGCUCGCUUGACACUGCGAGGGCUGUGGUCGACUUGUUGUCGUGGGACCUGGCAACAUCACAUGGCCCGUCACGAGUCUCAACAGAUCAGCGAAGGUAGAUCGGUCGUCCAGCUCUUCCAUAUCAAUUUCCACGGAAAAUUGUCGUUUCACAUCGCUCGCAAUCUCAAUAGCAACCAGGGAGUCGAGACCAAGGUCCGCGAGGUUUUCUUCGCCGCUUAGCUGCAUGUUAUCAAGUUCCAAAUGUUCACAGAUGAGUAAGGAAAGUCUCCGUGAUACGUCAAUUGUCGGCGGGGGUGACUCAGAUGCUGGACUGGUAGGCUGGUAUGCUGAAGCCCAGGAUCCGGAUACUGUCAUCGUGACUGGUGAUGCAGAGGAGCUGCCACACUGAGUUCCCUGAUCAGAUUCCAAGUGCACGUCAUGGCUGCGUCCACAGCCACGGGACGUCAGGUACUUUGAUAGUGCCUCGACAUCUAUGAGCUCCAUCAGCUCGUCAAGAGGCAAGUCGAUUCUGAAGGUACUCGAAAGUUCACCGAUGACCUCCAUAAUCAUAAGGGAGUCGAGUCCAAGGCUUUCAAACUUGGAGUCUCCAUGGACUGUGGCAGGAUUGAUCUCUGCGAUGUCUUCAAGGAUGCGGACUAUCUCAGCUUGAACGACACUCUUGGGAUCUGGGCUAGAUCGAUGAUGGGGCACAGCCAAUUCCCUGACUGUACACUUGGCUUCGUCUGGUGCUGACUUGGCGGGCUGCAAGUUCAUGGGAGUCGUUGCAAUAACUUGCUGCCUGCGUGAAGUCGGUUCCUCGUUGGUGACCGGAGAGGGAAACUUUGUGGUUGCCGCUGGAUCCUCGAUGACUACAAACACUGCGCCUAGAAUGUAAAGUACCAUUCUCCCAGUGGCAGCUUCAUAGACAAAAAUGUCGCUCGCAACGCUUCCAGUACUAGGCGUAGCGUAUGCCAGCACAUCAUAUACAGCCUCCGAAAAUCCCUCUUCACGAAGCGGCCGAUAGCUGGGGCCUGUUCUCACGACAUCUAUACUGGCCAAUUUCGAGAUAGAGCCUGCCGGAGAGUCACACAUGAAGUUCGCAUAAAUGCCUGCAACUUGCGUAAAGUAGUUGCAGAAUGCGGUGUUGAUUAUACUGGCAUCGUGCAGAUGGUUUCCGAGUGCCUUUGGCAGCACAACCUUGGCUGCAAUCUGGUUGCCCCUCGUGGCCAAGCUGCGCACUCCCCGAUAACUUUCGGCAUAAUCCACUAGUGACGACAGUAGUUUGUAAACCAUCGUUCCCUGGAGAGACUCGAUGGGAUCUGAGCGAAUCGCGGCAAUGUUGCUUCUGCUAGCGAGCAUCUCGAAACGCGUAAAAUCUUUUUCCAACUCUUGGUUUUGCUUUUGCAGGCUUACAGUCCCCGAUGCAUGGUGGAGUGUCUUGUGGUUGGCAUGCAUAGAGAAUAUGGUGAAUUUCCACGAUGUUCCCAUUGCCUCUAGCAGGAGUUUGACGCUGCCUUCGACAUUGAGCCUCAUAGAAGUUCCGAUCCUCAGACCAGUGACCUCGGGCAAAACGCUGUCGAGGCCGUUGUGCCCGGUAAGCAGAGCGGCUCUCGCAGCAAUGUCAAUGUAGAUCGAAGGCGGGCAAGAAGACGUUCCCAACACAUUGUGUCCUUUGGCUAUGCUCUGGUAUUCUUGACUCGAUGGGUUGAUAAUGAAAUGGUGGCCCUGCAUGUCUGACCUUUCUAGGCUAAUGAGUGUGGCCGGUAAUGCAGGCGGCAGCAUCGGCUCACACGACUGUGUGUUGGGCGUCUCAGGUCUGUGCACGACAAGAUCCAGCCAGUGUCUGUGCUUAUCAAACGCAUACGGCGGCAGCCUCAGCACCUCGUAAUCGGCUUGCUGGCUGUGGUGGAAAUUCCAGUAUUGUAACCUAUGUCCACGGUUCCACAAGUUGAUCGUGACAUCCGUCAACUGCUCCAACGAUGUGGUCUUGUUCAGGGCUGUAGGUACAAAUUUGCUCCCAUCUGUAGCUCCUACAAUGCGCGCUGUCAGCCCAAUGACAGUGGAGUUUGACCCUGCUUCCAGCCAUGUACAGGGUCCCAGUCUAUCGUGGACGCGCUGCACCGCCUGUUUGAAGUAGACAGGGUCUCUAGUGUGGGCCGCGAUGAGCUUCGCAGUAGGUCGCUCCCAAGCACUGUUGGGAGAACAGCUCUCCAAAUGAAUCUCCGGUGGAUGGAUCUCAAGUGAUUCUGCAAGUCGCUCAAGGUGGGGAAAUAGAGCAUCGGUGAAGCGCGAGUGGAAGCCGUAUUGCAGAGCAAGCUGCUUGUGGCGAACAGCACGCUUACUUGCCUCUUCGAUUAGUACUGCCGCUGAUGCUCGAUCACUGACUACAACGUGACACUUGGGUCCGUUGUAGCAGGCGACCUCAUACUGAAGAUUAGGGUCCCGCUCUUGGAGUGCUGUGAUGAUCUCGUGUGUGGUGCUUUCAGCAGCAUCGAGUACGACCAUGGAGCCAGGCUCGGCGCCCCAGUACUUCAGCAUCAGUGCAGCUCUACCCGCAAUGAACUUGAGACCGUCUCGUAGUGAUAGAACCCCAGAGACGCUCAGCGCUGUGAUUUGACCAAGACUAUGCCCCACGAGUGCGUCAAUCUUGAGACCAGAGUCUAUCCAGGAUUGCGCACAAGCAUACUGCAUCGCGAAGAGUAUCGAGUUGUGUGCAAUCACGUUUGUGACCGGUUCCGUCUGAAAGAUGUACGGGUAGAUGCCUGGGUAGCCCAUUUCGCAAAGCAACUCAUGGCAGCGGUCUAAAUGGGACCGUAGCAGUGCAGAUACUUGCCACACACGGCGGUCCAGAGCAAUAGCAUCCGCACCCUGUCCUCCAAAGCAUAAUACCAGAGGCGGCUCUUUGGGCGUCUCGAUGACACUGUGGAUGUCCAUACACCGUUUCCUGAGAUGGGACUGCAGCUGUC
Sphaerulina musiva SO2202 is the source of this 4863-nucleotide messenger RNA. RefSeq lists its product as uncharacterized. The record is from RefSeq and is a predicted model, not a curated record. NCBI's taxonomy places the organism in Eukaryota, Fungi, Ascomycota, Dothideomycetes, Mycosphaerellales, Mycosphaerellaceae. Bases 1 to 621 code for a protein of 206 amino acids. The transcript is spliced from 3 exons. Gene Ontology annotation, cellular component: mitochondrion; mitochondrial intermembrane space.